CCAGGCAUGGCCACCAUGCUGUACCCCCGCGAGGAGAAGCUGGAGAAGAUGAGCCAAGAUGAGAUUGUGCUGGGCACCAAGGCGGUGGUGCAGGGCCUGGAGACCCUGCGCACCGAGCACCACUCCUUGCUGGCCGCCCUGCUUGACACCGUCAACCACCUUGAGCAGCAGCACGAGACCAGCGCCACCCAGGAGAAGGCCAGCCUCCUGCGCAAGUCCUUGGAUGCCAUCGAGUUGGGGCUCGGGGAAGCCCAGGUGAUCAUCGCCCUCUCGAGCCACCUGAGUUCUGUGGAGUCGGAGAAGCAGAAGCUGCGGGCCCAGGUGCGGCGCCUGGUGCAGGAGAACCAGUGGCUGCGGGACGAGCUGGCCAGCACCCAGCAGAAGCUGCAGGGCAGCGAGCAGGCCGUGGCCCAGCUGGAGGAGGAGAAGAAGCACCUGGAGUUCAUGAACCAGAUCAAGAAGUUUGACGAGGACGUCUCGCCCUCAGAGGAAAAGAACGGGGAGACAGCCAAGGACUCGCUGGAUGAUCUGUUCCCUAAUGAUGAUGACCAGGGACAAGGGCCGAACCACGGGAGUGGCGAUGCAGCAGCCCAACACGGCGGUUACGAGAUCCCGGCGCGCCUGCGGACGCUGCACAACCUAGUAAUCCAGUAUGCCUCCCAAGGGCGCUACGAGGUGGCCGUACCACUCUGCAAGCAGGCCCUGGAGGACCUUGAGAAGACGUCCGGCCAUGAUCACCCUGACGUGGCUACCAUGCUGAAUAUCCUUGCAUUGGUGUACAGGGACCAGAACAAGUACAAGGAAGCCGCUCACCUUCUCAACGAUGCCUUGGCUAUCCGGGAGAAGACCCUGGGGAAGGACCACCCUGCCGUGGCCGCCACGCUGAACAAUCUGGCCGUGCUGUACGGGAAACGGGGCAAGUACAAAGAGGCGGAGCCAUUGUGCAAGAGGGCGCUGGAGAUCCGCGAGAAGGUGCUUGGGAAAUAUCACCCAGACGUCGCCAAGCAGCUGAACAACUUGGCGCUCUUGUGCCAGAACCAGGGCAAAUACGAAGAGGUCCAGUACUAUUACCGGCGCGCCCUGGAGAUCUACGAAUCCCGCCUCGGCCCCGACGAUCCCAACGUGGCCAAGACAAAGAACAACCUGGCCUCCUGCUACCUCAAACAAGGGAAAUAUAAGGAUGCCGAGACGCUCUACAAGGAGAUCCUGACCCGAGCGCACGAGAGAGAAUUUGGAUCGGUCAAUGGAGACAACAAGCCAAUCUGGAUGCAUGCCGAAGAGCGAGAGGAGUACAAGGAUAAGCGCAAGGAGAAGGAUAGCGCCCCCUACGGGGAGUACGGCAGCUGGUACAAAGCCUGCAAGGUGGACAGCCCCACGGUCAACACGACUCUGAAAAGCCUGGGGGCUCUCUACCGACGCCAGGGCAAGCUGGAGGCCGCAGAGACUCUGGAGGAGUGCGCCCUGAAAACCCGCAAACAGGGCAUGGAUGCCAUCAACCAGAGCAAAGUGGUGGAACUGCUGAAGGACGGGAACCGCUCAGAGCAUCGGACGACCCGUGAGGGGGCUUCCAGUGCCAACAAGUGUGAAAAUGGGGCUGAACCAGAGGAUGGGGCAGCCGAGUGGUCAGGGGCGGGCUCUGGGGCCUUGCGACGUAGCGGCUCCUUUGGGAAACUGCGCGACGCCCUGCGGCGGAGCAGCGAGAUGCUGGUGAAGAAAUUGCAGGGGAGCAGCCCACAGGAGCCCCGGAACCCAGGGAUGAAGCGAGCUAGCUCUCUGAAUUUCCUCAACAAGAGUGUCGAAGAAGAAUCGAGCCAGGGGCCCAGCAGCCUGUCGGAGAGCCGGGGGCUCAGCGCCAGCAAUGUAGACCUUUCUCGACGCAGCUCCCUGCUGGCGUGA
Messenger RNA from Euleptes europaea (tarantolino), 1896 nucleotides. RefSeq names its product kinesin light chain 2 (gene KLC2). The record is from RefSeq and is a predicted model, not a curated record. Lineage: Eukaryota; Metazoa; Chordata; Lepidosauria; Squamata; Sphaerodactylidae. The transcript has 15 exons. Gene Ontology annotation, cellular component: membrane-bounded organelle; cytoplasm; kinesin complex. Gene Ontology annotation, molecular function: kinesin binding. Bases 7 to 1896 code for a protein of 629 amino acids. Gene Ontology annotation, biological process: microtubule-based movement.